This is a messenger RNA of Plectropomus leopardus (leopard coralgrouper), 1824 nucleotides long. RefSeq lists its product as uncharacterized. Lineage: Eukaryota; Metazoa; Chordata; Actinopteri; Perciformes; Serranidae. The record is from RefSeq and is a predicted model, not a curated record.
GAAAGUUGGGCUGUUAUAGAACGGCUUCUCUCCAGUUCUCCUUUCACUUUAACAAUCUGUUUCCUCUCCGUUCACGAUGCAGCUUUAUGGAGCUCUGAUUCUGUUUAUGACCCUGUCUACAGCAUGUGGACUACGAUGCUUCACGUGCACAGCCGCUGACCCGCACUCCUGCACAGACACCAAAUCCUGUCCUGUCAUUUUCGACCGCUGUUUCUCUGUCAGAGUAGACGGUUUUAAUGUCGUUACCAAGGGCUGCCAAAACCGCCUAACAUGUGUAGGUGCCAUGGGUUGCUGUGAAGGAAACUUGUGUAACAGCGCUACACCAGCUGGUCCCGGUAUCCUCUUCCUGCUGCUAUCUUCAGUCAUCAUCAUCAUCACACUCUUCCUCUGAGUCUCUGGGAUUUUGUUAUUUCAACGUUGCACUUUUUUUCUGACCCAAUUUGUACAACUCAAGAAGAAUAAACAACUUAAAUGUUAAGCUGCUCUCACAUCAUACUAACAUCUAUAUUUCAGUCUGGAUUAAAGAGGUGGACCUACUGAACAACAUGGCCAUGUUUGGACCCACAGCACCAGUAGUCAGAUGGUUCAAUGGUUAGCACACACCUAUACCAGCAUGAAGACCAGUGUGUUGGUUUAAAACCUGGUUCAGCAAGGCUCCAUACAGGUGUUCCCUGUGUGAAGAUGUGGUAAAUAGAAAAAAGAAACUUUAAAAAAAAAUAAUAAAAAAUGAAAUAAAUAAAAAUAAAUAAUAAAUCUUGUUUAAAAGGUCCUGUGUGUAGGAUCUACAGGCAUCUAUUCACAGAAAUGGUGUAUAACAUUCAUAACUAUGUUUUCACUAGUUUAUAAUCACCUAAAAAAAGGAAUUGUUGUGUUUUUGUUUUCUUGGAAUUAGCUGUUUUGAUCAGACAGACUAAGAGGGAGGGAGGGAGGGAGGGAGGGAGAGAGAGAUGCACCUCAGUAACUUGUUAGUGCAGAUUAGCUAUUUUUCCAAAGUAGGACAAAAUAAUCCUAACCUGUUUUUACAUGUAAGUUAUUGCCAUGUCAACAAAGGCAGAUGCAGCUUAAUAAUGGCUAAACUUCAUCCACGAAUGUCUGAUGAAGAUACCCAAAGAAGGAAAUACAGAAAAAAAUAGUGGAAGGAGAGGUUAAAUCUGAUUUAAUAACAGUCACUAGGUGAAUGGUUUAUACUGUGAAACGGGAAAUAUGGCUCACUGAGAAUGAAGUGAAUUAGGAAUUAUAAUUGUUAUAGUUUGUUUAAACAAGCUUGAACAUUUCCACCUAAGCAUUUCAAAUUCACUACCAUCAGACAUUCACAAGAUGGCGCCAAAUGGACGAAUUUUUACAUCCUGCUAAAAGUGUCGUUGCCUUAUAAAUCAGCAACAUUUCUGCAAUAAUAAUAAUAAUAAAGAAAAUAAUUAAAUAUGAAAAACUGCUGUAUGGCUGUAUAUCUUUUGAUCUUGUUACCCUCCCAGAGAGCUUGUCUCAUUUUGUUUAGUCUGUGCUGUUUGUUUUUGCUGUCUUGCAGAGUGCUUUCCUUCCUGAUAGAAACUUUUGUCUAAUUCAUCUUGUUUUCUCUGUUUAUUGUUAUAGUUAGAGUUUGUUGUUGGUGGUGUGGCUUUACUCUGAAGCUGAGAGGGUUCUUUAUGGAGUGGGGGCAGGGGGGGUCUAAGGGUGCUGGGUGGGUGUAAGGGGAAUUUGGGUUUUGUGUGGGUUGUGUUGUUGAGUGUUCAUGUAUGUUGUAUGUUGGUGAUGUGUGUUUCUGUGUUGACACCUGGAAGAAGUCUUAAAAGUCUGCUUAUGAUUCAUGUAUAUUGGCGUCACAUU